AUCUUCUUCUUCUUCUCUCUCUCGUGAAUAUUUUCUUUUCCUUUACCAACAAAAAAAAAAAAGAACUUUGAUUCUCUUAGCAGGAAAGAGACACACGAUAAACCGAUUAAUAAGCAAUUUUCUAUUUUCUCAACAAAAUCUUUUCAAAAAAAUCCACUUUUGGUUCUUUUCCAUUAGAUUCUGAUUCUCCACUGCUGCAAUCAUUUCACCGUUUUCCUCUGCAUGCUCUUCGCCUCCCUAAAACCUAAACUCGUUUGCAAAAAUGGCGAUUUUGGAUUCUGGAGGAGGCGUCGUCUCUAUGCAUACAGAGAACGGUGUUGCGGAUCUCGACACGCUUCGUCGACGUAAACCGAGAUCGGAUUCUUCUAACGGUCACCUUUCCGAUUCCGUAACUGUCCCCGAUACUUCCCCGUCAGAUGAUGUCGGAGCUCCGGCCGACGUGAGGGAUCGGGUUGAUUCCGCUCAGGGAAGAGAGAAUUUGGCCGGAGGUAACGAAAGUAGGGAAUCCGGAGGAGGAGAUGGGAGGUUCACGUAUAGGCCUUCGGUGCCAGCUCAUCGGAGGACGAGGGAGAGUCCACUCAGCUCUGACGCUAUCUUCAAACAGAGCCAUGCAGGAUUGUUCAACCUCUGUGUUGUUGUUCUUGUUGCUGUUAACAGUAGACUCAUCAUCGAAAAUCUCAUGAAGUAUGGUUGGUUGAUCAGAACUGAUUUCUGGUUUAGUUCUACAUCCCUGCGAGAUUGGCCGCUUUUCAUGUGUUGUCUAUCCCUUUCAGUCUUUCCGUUGGCUGCCUUUACCGUUGAGAAAUUGGUGCUCCAGAAAUGCAUAUCUGAACCUGUUUCAAUCAUUCUUCAUGUUAUUAUAACCAUGACAGAGGUCUUGUAUCCAGUCUACGUCACCCUAAGGUGUGAUUCCGCCUUCUUGUCAGGUGUCACGUUGAUGCUACUCACUUGCAUUGUGUGGCUGAAGUUGGUUUCUUACGCUCAUACCAGCUACGACUUAAGAACCGUGGCCAGGUCAGCUGAUAAGGUCGAUCCUGAAGUCUCCUACUAUGUUAGCUUGAAGAGCUUGGCGUAUUUCAUGGUUGCUCCCACUUUGUGUUAUCAGCCUAGCUAUCCUCGUUCUCCAUGUAUCCGGAAGGGUUGGGUGGCUCGUCAAUUUGCAAAACUGGUCAUAUUCACUGGACUCAUGGGUUUUAUAAUAGAGCAAUAUAUAAAUCCUAUUGUUAGGAACUCAAAGCAUCCUUUGAAAGGGGAUCUUCUAUAUGCUAUUGAAAGAGUGUUGAAGCUUUCAGUUCCAAACCUAUAUGUGUGGCUCUGCAUGUUCUACUGCUUCUUCCACCUUUGGUUAAACAUAUUGGCAGAGCUGCUCUGCUUUGGGGACCGUGAGUUCUACAAAGAUUGGUGGAAUGCAAAAAGCGUAGGAGAUUACUGGAAAAUGUGGAAUAUGCCUGUUCACAAAUGGAUGGUUCGACAUGUAUACUUUCCGUGCCUGCGCGUAAAGAUACCGAAAGUACCCGCCAUUAUAAUUGCUUUCUUAGUCUCUGCAGUCUUUCAUGAGUUAUGCAUCGCGGUUCCUUGCCGUCUCUUUAAUCUAUGGGCUUUCAUUGGAAUUAUGUUUCAGGUGCCUUUGGUCUUUAUCACAAACUAUCUACAAGAAAGGUUUGGCUCCAUGGUGGGAAACAUGAUCUUCUGGUUCAGCUUCUGCAUUUUCGGACAACCUAUGUGUGUGCUUCUUUAUUACCAUGACCUGAUGAACCGCAAAGGAUCCAUGUCCUAA
Eruca vesicaria subsp. sativa (arugula) is the source of this 1777-nucleotide messenger RNA. The record is from the annotation of a GenBank genome assembly. Lineage: Eukaryota; Viridiplantae; Streptophyta; Magnoliopsida; Brassicales; Brassicaceae.